Nanorana parkeri is the source of this 13458-nucleotide messenger RNA. RefSeq names its product dynein heavy chain 11, axonemal-like. Lineage: Eukaryota; Metazoa; Chordata; Amphibia; Anura; Dicroglossidae. Gene Ontology annotation, biological process: microtubule-based movement. The coding region runs from base 1 to 13458 and encodes 4485 amino acids. Gene Ontology annotation, molecular function: dynein intermediate chain binding; minus-end-directed microtubule motor activity; ATP binding. The record is from RefSeq and is a predicted model, not a curated record. The transcript is spliced from 84 exons. Gene Ontology annotation, cellular component: dynein complex.
AUGUCCUUCAGGUUGUCUCAUCUAAGGGAAAGUCCAGGGAGCGACCCUGGCAUAGACCUUGGCAGUGCCCUUCCUCCUGAAUCACCUCUCAGCAGCGUGGUCGGUGAUGAGCGCAUAGACUACAUCAAGGAGUUGGCCUUUAAGUCCCUCAAACUCAAAGCUGAGAAGUGGAACAGGUUCAUUUCUUCAGAGGAUAACCAGAGGCUGCUACUGACCUUCCUCGAGGUUGCAGAACAAAGGAAGCUGAUCUUCUUUACAGGUCCUGGGGGCACCCUACAUGCUGCAGAUGAGCUGUUAUCUGUGACGUGGAGAAGCAAGCUAUUCUGUUUGCUAAAGAAAAUGCCCAAGAAAAUCUCACAAGUUGACUUUAAGCCUGAUAUUGUUAUGUGUGAAGUCUCUCACUUAGUACUGGAGCAAGUGUCUGUGCUCAUCACUGAGGUGCUGCUUACAAUUCUUUCAAAUUCACUGAUCUAUAAGGAUUGGCCAAAGGACUAUUUACAAGACAUACAAAACCAUGUUGAGAAGCUGAAGAGUAAACUACUGAACUUGAACGGUCUCAUCUCAGGAAGAACAUUCUUAACGCUUCCUGCAGUUCCAGAAAAUGGAGAGAUACAUAUCAUGACCCGCAAUGAAAGAAUCACUCUACACUACAUAGAGACAAUGGUGAUCCAAUGGACUCAUCAGAUAUCUGAUAUUCUAAACCGAGACUCUGCACAGAAGAUCUUACAGGGUGAACAUCCAGGCCCAUCGCACGAGCUGGAAUUUUGGACAAUGCAGAAAGAAAACUUGCUUAGUGUUCGUUACCAGUUGCAGACUGAAGAAUUCCAAAAAGUGAUUGAUAAACUGCAGGAGAAGAGGAGCAGCUAUUACACGGGUUUCAAGGAGCUAAUCAAUAGUGUGGAUGAAGCUAUUAUAGAAGCCCAAGAGAUUGAACUGUAUCUUAAACCUUUAAAGUUUUACAUUGCCCAUCUGGAGGAAUCAAACUUUCCAGACAUAGAGUAUUUCUUCUUGCCGCUAUUCCAUACUAUAUUACUAAUAUGGACCAAUUCCCUCAAUUACUGCACCCCUCAACGCAUCAUUGUACUCUUGCAAGAGUUCUGCAAUCUUCUCAUUGACCGGUCUGAGAACUUCCUAAUUUCUGAAGAAAUCUUUAAAAUGGAGCUGGAGGAAGGUUUAGAAAGAGUCCAGAUGGUUGUUCAGAUGUUUCGAUGUUUCAAGAAAACAUAUUUGCUAUAUGUGGAGAAAGUGGACCUCACCGCUAAAAAUUCUACAAGAAUUCAAAUCUGGGACUUUCCUUCGAGCCUUGUUUUCUUCCGAUUUGACAGUGUGCUAGAAAGGCUUCUGUAUGUACAGGAACUCUUCAUAGCAGCGAUCGAUUUCCUGAAGCUAGAGAAAGUUGAAAUUGGUGGAUUCCGUGGCAAAAUUCUCAGUGAAGAAAUCCAUAUUAUGAGUGAAGAGUCUAAUGAAAUAUGGAGGAUGCUGCAGGAAAGCAAAUAUCACCCCCUGGACUACACAGAUACUGGAUUCUUGUCUGAUUACACAAGAUACUGUCAGCAAAUAAACGGCUUCGACCACCAUGUAGGCCAGAUUUUGAAUUUGUCUUUCGAUGAAUCAAAUGGACUAGAAUCUGCCUUUAAGGGAUUCUUGUCUGAUUACACAAGAUACUGUCAGCAAAUAAACGGCUUCGACCACCAUGUAGGCCAGAUUUUGAAUUUGUCUUUCGAUGAAUCAAAUGGACUAGAAUCUGCCUUUAAGGCUAAACGUGGAAAUAACAUGCUCCAUAAAAACAUGCCUGUUGUUGCUGGAAAUUUAAAAUGGUCUCAAGAAUUAAGAGAAAGAUUGAUGAAACAAAGGUCAUUCUUCAAGCACAUUAAUCAUGAGCUCUUCUUCCUUGAACUUCCCAGGAACGCACUUUCUGUAAUACGUGCAUCUCUAACAAAUGAUGAAGCUAAUCGGGUUUUUGAGAAAUACAACAAAUUUAUAGAACUUUUAGAUGCCCAUGAUGACGAAACGUUCAACAGCUGGACCCAAGAUCUCUGUGAUUUGUGUGAAUCCCACUUAAGUCAGCCAAUACUGAAGCAUGAUGAGCAUGGACUGUAUGAAACUAAUUUUAACUCAAAGUUAGCAGCUAUUCUCCGGGAGGUAAAAUAUCUCCAGUUCCUGAAGUUUUCUAAUAUACCAGAGAUGGCAAAACAUUUGUAUGUGAAAAGAAAGACAUUCCAAAAGCAUAUUGGAAACCUGGACCUCAUAGUGCAGUGGUUCAACAGAAUCCAGAAGACAAUCUUGCAAGUGGAAAGAGAACUGAUAGAUAAUGAGCUCCAGCAGAUUUAUGAAAAGCUGGAGCCUGCCCUUACCGUCUUGACUUGGCAGAUGCCAGAUUUAGAUGAUUACAUUGAAGAAGCCAGAGACAUGGUAUACAAUGUGGACAACCGAGUUCUAAAAGCCAAGCAAAAUGUGGAGGUCAUGCAAAAUCUGAUGAGUAAACUACGUGAGAACUAUUUUGUUGGUAGCAAACAUGUAAAGACUCUGGGCGACAAAGACAGAAUGGGUAAACAGUUUAUGAUUGCUGAAGAUGUGGGGCAAAAGAUUCAAACACUUCUCAAGCACAAUCAGGAACUGUUUAAGGCUGAUCCUGUCUCUGAUAAGUGGAAGUCGUACACGGAGUACAUGGACCGCAUGAUUUUGGAAGGAUUGUUCCAAGCAGUGAAAUGUUCGCUUCAGUACUUGACUGAUAACACAGAGUUCUCUCCUAAAAACCCUCCUUUGUUUAAAGUGGAGCUCCUUCUUAAUGGAGGUGAAAUGAGCUUUGAGCCUGCACUGGACAAGAAGGCUAGCAGCAAUUUUUACAGCAUUAUAGAAGGUUUGCUUCAGGAUACAUAUCGCAUUGCAUUAUCCAUUCCACGUGUUGCCGUGCACGUGGGGAAGCAGACGUAUCAGCUGGAUGUUGAUGAGAUGGAGGAGCUGAAAGAAAUGCAUGGAGAAAUUAUGAGAAGGGUGCACUCGACCAUUGUUAAUGUGAAAGAGUAUCAGAGACACUUUAAAAAGUACAGCUAUUUGUGGACGGAUGAUAAAACGGAAUUCAUGAAGCAGUUCCUUCAAUACGGUCGGUUUCUUAGUACCGAAGAGAUAGAAUUGUAUGCAGAUUAUGAAUUGCAGGAAUGUGCACCGCAGUUAGAGCACUUCAAGAAACAGAUCAAUAUUUACGAGUCACUGUAUAAUGAAGUUGAAAGGUUUGAAAAUGAAAGGAUAUUUAAUGGCUGGCUCCUGGUCGACAUGAAACCUUUCAAAAUCUCACUCAUGAAUGCUAUCAAGAGAUGGAGCUUAAUGUUUAAAGACCACCUGCUAAAUCUUGUUACAUGCAGUGUUAAUGACCUUGAUGAAUUUAUUCACCAAACGGAGAAAGGUUUAUGCAAGAAAGUGAAAGCAGAAGACUAUGAGGGCUUGGUGGGAACUAUGGGCCAUUUGAUGGCAAUACGAGAUAAACUGUCUACUGAGGAUCACUUCAGAUAUCUUAAAGCUACAGCUGAGCUCUUGCGAUCUUAUGGACAACAAUUACCUGAGCAUAUCUACAUACAACUGGAAGAAUUCCCAGAGAGGUGGAAAAACCUGAAGAAGAUUGCUUUCAUAGUAAAGCAUGAAGUGUCUCCUCUGCAGGCAAAUGAAGUCUCCGUUAUCAGGAGGAAAUGUGUCCUCUUUGAGGUUAAACAGCAUGAGUAUAGAAAUCGAUUUAAAAAUGAGAUUAUCUUUAAAUUUGAUGCAGAAGAUCCAUACAAACAUUUGGAUAAGACCCAUAGAAAUAUCUCCAGACUAGAGGAUGAGAUGAGAAAACUGCAGGAAACAACAGAACUGUUUGAAGUCAGCGUGCCAGAGUAUAAACAGCUACACCAAUGUCGCACAGCCAUCGUCUUACUGAAGUCAGUGUGGGAUAUGGUGGUAUUUGUACGGGCAAGCAUUAAAGACUGGAUGAAAACACCAUGGAAACAGAUAAAUGUUGAGCAAAUGGAUAUGGAACUAAGAAGAUUUGCAAAGGAAAUGAAGACACUAGACAAAGAGAUACGAACAUGGGAUGUCUACUUGGGCUUGGAAUCCACUGUUAAAAACCUUAUUACAUCACUAAGAGCUGUAAAUGAGUUGCAGAAUCCCGCCGUCCGAAUGAGACAUUGGUUACAACUGAUGAGCAAAACUGGGGUGAGAUUUGUGAUGAAUGAAGAGACUGUACUUGGGGAUCUACUGGUCUUACAACUUCACAGAGUAGAAGAUGAAGUAAAAAAUAUUGUAGACAAAGCUGUGAAGGAAAUGGCAAUAGAAAAGGUCCUUGUGGAGAUGAACCAUACAUGGAGCACCAUGCAAUUCUCAUAUGAGAAGCAUCCAGCCACUGGAACUCCAUUGCUAAAAUCGGAUGAAAAUUUAAUAGAGACACUUGAAGACAAUCAGGUGCAACUGCAGAACAUUUUAAUGAGCAAAUAUGUGGAAUUUUUCUCAGUGGAGGUAAGCAGGUGGCAGAAGAAACUAAUGGUGGCUGAUAUGGUUAUUUCUGUCUGGUUGGAAGUUCAGCAAACCUGGGCACACUUGCAAAGCAUAUUUGCAAACUCAGAAGACAUCCGGAACCAACUUCCUGAGGAUGCCAAGAGAUUUGAUGGAAUUGAUUUAGACUUUAAGGCUCUGAUGGAGAAUAUCAUCAAAACAAACAUAGUAACUGAAGUUACAAAUGAAACAGGAUUGCAAGAAAAGCUGGAGACUCUUCAGCAGAGGCUCACACUAUGUGAAAAGUCAUUGGCAGACUACUUGGAAUCAAAACGUUUGAGAUUCCCCAGAUUUUAUUUUGUUUCUUCAACUGAUUUAUUGGAAAUAAUUUCCAAAGGAACUCAGCCUAAGCAGGUGAUUCGACACUUUCUGAAGCUGUUUGACAACAUUGCUGAUCUGAGAUUCGAUGAUGAAGAUAGAGAGUGUAAGACUGCUAUAGGGAUGUACAGCAAAGAGCAAGAGUUUGUUUACUUCACCAAACUCUGUGCAUGCGAAGGCCAGGCGGAGACUUGGUUGGGACUUUUGGAGAAAGCUAUGAAAUCAACAGUACGUCAGGAAAUCAUGGAUGCUGUAGCUGGGUAUGAGGAUAAACUGAGGGACCAAUGGCUGUUUGAUUACUCUGCCCAAGUCGUCCUAACUGCUAGUCAGAUCUGGUGGGCAACCGAUGUGGAAAUUGCCUUUGAGAGAUUUGAAGAAGGCUUUGAGAAUGCUUUAAAGGAUUAUAACCGCAAACAGAUUGCUCAGCUGAAUGCCCUUAUAAACAUGCUGUUAGGGGAACUUACCCCCGGGGUGCGUCAGAAGAUCAUGACAAUAUGCACAAUUGAUGUUCAUGCGAGAGAUGUGGUAGCCAAGCUUAUUGCACAGAAGGUAUCUAAUGGACAGGCUUUUACUUGGCUGUCACAAUUGCGACACCGAUGGGAUGAAGGCACCAAGGAGUGUUUUGUUAAUAUCUGUGAUGCUCAGUUCCAUUAUUCCUAUGAAUAUCUCGGUAACACACCUCGCCUGGUGAUCACACCUCUCACAGACAGGUGCUACAUAACACUGACUCAGUCUCUGCACCUGUCUAUGAGUGGAUCACUCUCAGGUCCUGCUGGAACAGGGAAGACGGAAACUACCAAAGACCUGGGCCGUGCAUUGGGAAUUAUGGUGUAUGUGUUCAACUGUUCUGAGCAAAUGGACUAUAAGUCCUUAGGAAAUAUAUACAAAGGCUUGUGCCAGACUGGAGUUUGGGGCUGCUUUGAUGAAUUCAACCGGAUUUCAGUGGAAGUGUUAUCAGUAAUUGCUGUACAGGUCAAAACAAUUCAAGAUGCCAUUCGGCACAACAAGAAAAGAUUUCAUUUUAUUGGAGAAACAGUUGAGCUUAAAAGCACAGUUGGCAUUUUCAUCACUCUAAACCCAGGAUAUGCUGGGAGAGCUGAGCUUCCGGAAAACGUCAAGGCCCUCUUCCGGCCAUGUGCAAUGGUGAUUCCAGAUUUUGAACUGAUAUGUGAAAUAAUGUUGGUGGCAGAAGGCUUUGUUGAUGCGCGAAUGUUGUCAAGAAAAUUCAUCAGUCUGUAUACUUUGUGCCAACAGCUCCUAUCCAAACAGGAUCAUUAUGACUGGGGGCUGAGGGCCAUAAAAUCUGUUUUAGUUGUGGCCGGAUCACUGAAGCGAGAGGACAGAAGCAGACCUGAAGACCAGGUUUUGAUGAGAGCCCUGAGGGACUUCAAUCUUCCCAAGAUAGUAACCAAUGAUGUCGCAAUCUUCCUGGGUCUCAUCAACGACUUGUUCCCCCUCCUGGAAGUGCCCAGAAAGAGAGACGUGAAGUUGGAACAGAUGGUGCGCCAGUCCAUUGCAGAGCUGCGCCUGCAGCCUGAAGAAAACUUUAUUCUAAAGAUCACUCAAUUGGAGGAACUGUUAGAGGUGCGGCACUCAGUCUUUGUGGUGGGAAAUGCAGGAACUGGCAAGAGUACGAUCCUAAAGACUUUGCAUAGAACGUAUUUCAAUAUGAAGUUAAAGCCUAUUUGGCAUGACAUUAAUCCAAAAGCUGUGACUACAGAUGAGUUGUUUGGUUUUCUUCACCCAUCAACACGGGAGUGGAAAGAUGGCCUGUUUUCCUUUACAUUGAGGGAACUGUUCAUCAUGCCUCAUGAUGGCCCGAAGUGGAUUGUCCUUGAUGGAGAUAUUGAUCCCAUGUGGAUUGAAUCGUUAAAUACUGUCAUGGAUGAUAACAAGGUUUUGACAUUAGCCAGUAAUGAACGAAUCUCACUGACACCUUCUAUGCGGCUUUUGUUUGAAAUUAGCCACCUGCGAGCAGCUACACCCGCCACUGUUUCUAGAGCUGGGAUCCUAUAUGUGAACACACAGGACCUGGGCUGGAGUCCCUACGUUACCAGCUGGAUCGAGACUCGUCAGGCUCAGUCAGAAAAGGCAAAUCUGACCAUAUUGUUUGAUAAGUAUGUUCCUUACUGCUUGGAGCAAGUGCGAUGUAAUUUAAAAACUAUAACUCCAAUCCCAGAAAACAGCAUGGUACAGACGUUGUGUUCUUUACUGGACUGUCUUCUAACUGCUGAGAACACUCCUCCAGAUUCACCGCGAGAGCUCUAUGAGAUAUAUUUUGUUUUUGCCUGUGUCUGGUCUUUUGGUGGUGCUCUCUUUCAAGAUCAGCUGCUUGAUUACCGCUUGGAGUUUAGCCGAUGGUGGAACAAAGAGAUGAGAACCAUCAAGUUCCCUUCUUCUGGCACUGUCUUUGACUACUUUAUUGACCCAGACAUCAAGAAAUUUACUCCUUGGACAGAAAGAAUUACAGAAUUUGAUAUGAUUCCAGAUAUUGCUUUACAGACUGUCUUGGUACAUACUGCUGAAACUGUCCGCUUAAGGUACUUUUUGGAUUUGCUGCUGGAGAAGGGGAAACCGAUCAUGCUGGUUGGAAAUGCAGGAGUAGGAAAAACCAUCCUGGUGUCCGAUAAAUUGGCAAAAUUACCUGAAGAAUACAUAGUGGCCAAAGUGCCAUUCAACUACUACACCACAUCUGCCAUGCUGCAGCGUGUUCUGGAGAAGCCCCUGGAAAAAAGAGCUGGACGAAACUAUUCCCCACCUGGAACCAAAAAACUCAUUUAUUUUAUUGAUGAUCUCAAUAUGCCAGAAGUAGAUGCUUACAGUACAGUGCAGCCCCACACUUUAAUUAGGCAACAUCUAGAUUAUAGCCAUUGGUAUGACAGACAGAAAUUGGUAGCUAAAGAAAUACACAACUGCCAAUACAUAACGUGCAUGAAUCCCACCGCUGGAAGUUUUUCCAUUAAUCCUCGUCUGCAGAGGCACUUCUCUGUGUUUGCUGUGCACUUUCCUGGAUCGGAAGCUUUAACCACCAUCUACAGCAGGAUCAUAAGUGCCCAUUUCCAGCAUGGCGGCUUCAGUUACAGUGUGGUGAGGUCCUUACCUAUGCUGAUACAAGCUGCUAUUUGUCUCCAUCAAAAAAUGAUCCAGAAUUUCCUGCCAACUGCUAUAAGAUUCCAUUAUAUGUUUAACCUCAGGGAUCUGACGCAUGUUUUUCAGGGAAUGCUUUUUGCUUCAUCUGAGUGUAUUCGUUUCUCCAGUGAUUUGGUCCACUUGUGGCUUCAUGAGUCCUGCAGAGUCUAUUCGGACAAGCUCAUGGAAGAAAAAGACAUUGAACAUUUUAAAAAAGUGCUUAUUGACACAGCAAAGAGAUUCUUUGAGGGUGUAGAUGAACAUAUAUUCAUCACUCAGCCACUAGUUUACUGUCACUUUGCCCAUGGGGUUGGAGAACCACGUUAUUUCCCUAUAUCAGACUGGGAAAAGCUGACAAGAAUUCUUACAGAUGCUCUGGAACACUACAAUGAGAUCCAUGCUGCAAUGAAUCUGGUUCUGUUUGAGGAAGCCAUUCAGCACAUCUGCCGUAUUGGUCGAAUUCUGGAGUUCCCAUAUGGAAAUGCUCUUCUGAUUGGAGUUGGAGGUAGUGGCAAGCAAAGCUUAUGUCGCCUGGCUGCUUUCCUGAGCGCUCUUGAAGUUUUCCAAAUAACUCUUCGUAAAGGUUACAGUAUCAAUGAUCUCCGGAGCGAUAUAGCUACCCUGUACUUCAAGGUGGGAAUAAAGAAUAUAGGCACGGUGUUCCUGCACACAGACGCUCAGAUACCCGAUGAACGAUUCCUUGUUCUAAUCAAUGACAUGCUGGCAUCAGGAGAAAUCCCGGAUCUUUUUAGUGAAGAAGAGAUGGACAACAUUGUGUCUUCAGUCAGGAUGGAGCUGCGCGCUCUCGGCCUCCCAGACUCGCGAGACAACUGCUGGCAGUUCUUUAUUGACAGGAUCCGUCGGCAGCUGAAGGUAGUCCUGUGUUUCUCACCAGUGGGAUUUACUUUGAGAACCAGAGCAAGAAAGUUCCCAGCCCUGGUGAACUGUACAGCAAUAGACUGGUUCCACUCCUGGCCUCCUGUUGCUCUGCAAUCAGUCAGUAGUAGCUUCAUCCACAAGUUGGAAGGAGUUGAUCCUCAAGUAAAAAAUUCCAUUAGCCAGUUCAUAACAUUUGCACAUACAAGUGUAAAUGAAGUCAGCGUCAAGUAUCAGCAGAAUGAAAAGCAUUACAACUACACCACUCCAAAGAGCUUCCUGGAACUUAUUAAAUUGUACUGGAAUCUUCUGGGAAAGAAAAGAGGAGAGCUGCUGCAGAAGAUUGAGAGACUGGAGAAUGGACUACAGAAAUUGCAAACAACGGCUUUUCAGGUGGAAGAUCUGAAGUCCAAACUUGCCAUACAGGAAGUAGAACUUCAUCAAAGGAACAGAGAUACAGAAGCACUUAUCGAUAAGAUUGGCCAGCAGACAGAAAAACUAAACCAGGAGAAAUAUGUGGCAGAUGCAGAGGAACGAAAGGUGGCAGCUCUUCAAGCUGAGAUAACCAAGCAGCAGCAAGAAUCUGCAGAUGACCUGGCCAAAGCGAAACCAGCUCUACAGGCAGCAAAUGCAGCUCUGAACACCCUAAAUCGGUUAAACCUCACAGAGCUGAGAACGUUUCCGAAUCCAACAGCCGCUGUCACCAAUGUGGCUGCCGCCCUUCUUGUGCUUUUAUCUCCUAAUGGCAAAAUACCCAAAGACAGGAGCUGGAAAACUGCAAAAGUGUUAAUGAGCAAGGUGGAUGAAUUUCUACAGAAUUUGGUCAAUUUUGACAAAGAACAUAUACCCGAUGCAACAGUCAAGGCUAUUAAAGAGGAUUACCUGAGGGAUCCUGAGUUUAACCCAGAGUUUGUGCGUACAAAAUCCUCUGCAGCUGCAGGCCUGUGCGCAUGGGUUAUCAAUAUCAUUAAAUUCCAUGAGGUUUACUGUGAAGUGGAUAACAAGCGUCAGUCACUGUCUCAAGCCAACACAGACUUGGUAUACGCAGCUGAGAAAUUUGAGAUCAUCAGGAAAAAGCUUGAGGAGCUAGACACCAACCUGGCCGCCUUAACAGCUGCCUUCGAAAGAGCUACCGCAGAGAAAAUCCGCUGUCAAGAGGAAGUGAACAGAACUAACAAGACCAUUGAGCUGGCCAACAGAUUAGUGAAAGGUCUGGAGUCAGAGAAUGUCCGAUGGGCUCAGUCUGUAGCUUUGUAUCGCAAGCAAGAGCAAACUUUGUUUGGAGAUAUCCUGCUCACAGCUGCCUUCGUCUCAUAUGCUGGCUCCUUCUCCAAAAAGUAUCGCCAUGAACUUGUGGAGCAUUUGUGGAUACCGUUCUUAAGAUGCCAGAAGUUCCCAAUUACAAUGACGGAAGGACUUGACCCAAUAUGUAUGCUGGCAGAUGAUGCAACAAUUGCAGAAUGGAACAAUGAAGGACUGCCUAGUGAUACUAUGUCUAUUCAAAAUGGCACAAUACUAUCAAACUGUGAACGGUGGCCUUUGAUGAUAGACCCCCAACUACAAGGGAUUAAAUGGAUUAAAAGCAGAUACGGUUCCAGGUUAAAAGUUAUUCACUUGGGACAGAAGGGGUACGUUGAUGUCAUUGAACAAGCAGUCAUGGCAGGAGACCCAGUUCUGAUAGAAAAUUUAGAAGAAACUAUUGACCCAGUGCUUGAUCCCCUGCUUGGUCGACACAUGCUUAAAAGAGGAAGAUACAUCCGAAUUGGGGAUAAGGAGUGCAAGUUUCAUCCCAAAUUUCAACUAAUUCUUCACACCAAACUUGCCAAUCCACACUACAAGCCUGAAAUCCAGGCGCAGACCACACUAAUCAAUUUCACCGUCACACGGGAUGGAUUGGAAGAUCAACUGCUGGCUGAUGUGGUUAAUUUGGAGAGACCUGACCUAGAGCAUUUCAAGUCUGAGCUCACAAAGCAACAGAAUUAUUUCAAAAUUGAGUUGAAAAUGCUUGAGGAUGAAUUACUGACACGCCUAUCGGCAGCAGAAAGUAAUUUCCUGGGGGACACUCUCCUGGUGGAAAAACUGGAAACAACCAAACACACAGCAGCCGAAAUAGAAAUGAAGGUGCUAGAAGCUAAAGUCAAUGAAGUGAAGAUCAAUGAAGCUCGGGAACAUUAUCGUCCUGUGGCUUCAAGAGCCUCUCUCCUCUACUUCAUUAUGAAUGACUUGAAGAAAAUCAGCCCCAUGUACCAAUUCUCUCUUAAGGCUUUUAAUAUCGUGUUUCACAAGGCUGUGCAGCAAGCAGAACCAUCUGAUGAUGUCCGAUUGACAGUGAAUAACCUCAUUGACUGCGUGACAUACUCCACAUUCAUAUACAUCAGUAGAGGACUGUUUGAAAGGGAUAAAAUAACCUUCACAGGCCAGCUGGCUUUCCAGCUUUUGAUAAUGAAUAAAGAAAUCUCGGCUCAAGAACUUGACUUUUUACUGCGCUUUAACAUUGAGCACAUCUAUAAUAGUCCACUGGACUUUCUUUCAAAUUCAGCAUGGAGCGCUAUUAAGACAAUGAGUUUUAUGGAUGAAUUCCGAGGUCUAGACAGAGACAUUGAAGGAUCACCAAAGCGAUGGAAAAGGGUGAUUGAAUCAGAAUGCCCAGAGAGGGAACGACUGCCACAAGAAUGGAAAAACAAAAGUUCCUUACAGAAAAUGAUUCUAAUGCGUGCACUAAGACCGGACCGAAUGACAUAUGCCAUCAGAAACUUUGUUGAAGAGAAACUUGGAACCAAAUAUGUAGAACGACGUAAGACAGAGUUUGCCAAAUCCUUUCAGGAGAGCGGUCCAGCUACCCCCAUUGUCUUCAUAUUAUCACCAGGAGUUGAUCCCAUGAAGGAUGUAGAGACACUUGGUGACAAACUUGGAUUCACCAUUGACUCAGGAAAACUUCACAAUAUUUCCUUGGGUCAAGGGCAGGAAGUUAUAGCAGAAAUAGCGAUGGAAAAGGCAUCAAAAGAAGGCCACUGGGUUAUACUUCAAAAUAUUCACCUGGUAGCUAAAUGGCUAAGUGUGCUAGAAAAAUUAUUGGAAAAGUACAGUAAUGAAGGCCACCCUGAUUACCGUGUCUUUAUGAGUGCGGAGCCGGCCGUGACACUGAAAGAGCACAUCAUCCCACAAGGCAUCCUGGAAAAUGCAAUCAAAAUCACCAAUGAACCUCCAACUGGAAUGCUGGCUAAUUUGCAUGCGGCACUGGACAACUUUGAUCAGAACAUCCUUGACCAGUGUACACGAGAGCAAGAGUUUAAAAGCAUUUUCUUUUCCUUGUGCUAUUUUCAUGCCUGUGUGGCUGAGCGGCGCAAAUUUGGUCCCCAGGGGUGGAAUAGAAAAUAUCCCUUUAACAUCGGAGACCUCUCAAUAUCUGUGAAUGUUCUCUACAACUAUCUGGAAGCAAACUCACAGGUGCCCUGGGAAGACCUCCGCUACUUAUUUGGUGAGAUAAUGUAUGGUGGUCACAUCACUGAUGACUGGGACAGACGACUGUGCCGUACAUACUUAGAGGAGUACAUGCAGCCCAAUCAGUUUGAUAGGAAGCUUGCCUUGGCGCCUGGAUUUGUGAUACCCUCUAACCUUGAUUAUGAAGGCUACCAUAGAUACAUUGAUGAGAUGUUGCCACCUGAGAGCCCCAUCCAUUACGGCCUCCACCCCAAUGCAGAGAUUGAAUUCUUAACUGUGACUUCAGACAAUCUUUUCCGCACCUUGUUAGAAUUGCAGUCACGGGAUUCUAUAGGCAGGGAAGGAGCGCCUCAGACAGAGGAGGAAAAGGUUAAGACAUUUUUGGAUGACAUCCUAGAUAAACUUCCUGAGGGGUACAAUAUGCCUGAUAUAAUCUCAAAGACGACAGAGCGCUCUCCAUAUAUCCUUGUCUGCUUCCAGGAAUGUGAAAGGAUGAACCUACUACUUCAUGAGAUCAGACGUUCUCUAAAGGAACUUGAUCUUGGUCUUAAGGGCGAGCUGGCAAUCUCCUCCGAAAUGGAGCAACUACAGUCAGCUCUGUUUUUCGAUACUGUUCCUGAAACAUGGACAAAGCUGGCUUACCCAUCAACCUACAAUCUGGCUCAGUGGUAUAGCGAUCUGCUUUUGCGUUGCCGGGAACUCGACUCCUGGACUCAGGAUCUCUGUCUCCCAAGUGUCGUCUGGAUAUCAGGCUUCUUCAACCCCCAGUCCUUCCUCACAGCUGUCAUGCAAAGUUUAGCUCGAAAAAAUGAAUGGCCCCUAGACAAGAUGCAUCUUACGGUGGAUGUAAUGAAGAAAUACAAGGAGGAAUUCUCCCAGCCUGCCAGGGAAGGAGCGUACAUACACGGACUGUACUUAGAAGGAGCACACUGGGAUAUUCAAGGAGGGCACAUCGCUGAAGCUCGUCUAAAGGCUCCCAAUCCUAUCAUGCCAGUCAUCUUUGUUCGAGCAAUUCCAAACGACAGACAGGACACAAGAAACAUGUAUGAAUGUCCAGUUUACAAGACAAAGAUAAGAGGCUCCACCUAUGUGUGGGCUUUUCACUUGAAGACCAAGGAAAGGCCUUCUAAAUGGAUUCUUGCUGGAGUGGCUUUGCUGUUAAGUGUGUAA